UUGAUGGUACAACAAUAAGAGAUAACAAUGGAAGAUGCUCUUAGUUUCCUUUACCAUUUCACAUAUUUCACACUAACAUAGUUUUUAGUGCACCUAAAUUCUAUUAUCUGUCUUUAUCCAACUUUUCCUUUAUCCAUUUAAUUAAUCCAAAAAUAUUAACCCCCUUCUAUAUAUAAAUACUACAAGCAUGAAAAAAUAACAUAUACUUUUAAAUUUUUAUGUAUGAGAUAAAUGGAGAAUAGUGACACUAAAACAUGGAAGAACCAUUGCAUCAAUGUUUUCUCAAAAUCUGAACGUGAAGAUGAUGAGGAAGCUCUUAAGUGUGUUGCAAUGAAGAGAAUCCUUACAAAUGCAUGCUAUAGGAAAAGUGUAGAGACUGAAGAAGAAGGAAAAGAUGUUGAAAAAAAGGCUUUGUUAGAAAGACUUGUGAAAAUAGCAGAAGAAGAUAAUGAAAAGUUCUUGUUGAAACUCAAGGAAAGAAUGGACAGAGUGGGACUUGAGCUUCCAACAAUUGAAAUAAGAUUUAAGGAUAUAAAUGUUGAAGCACAAGUUUAUGUUGGAAGUAGAGCAUUGCCUUCAUUACUUAACUUCUUUGUGAAUGUCAUUGAGGGUUGUUUAAAUAAUCUUCAAAUAAUUCCAAGUCCAAAGAAACAGUUACAUAUACUUCAGAAUGUUAGUGGAAUCAUAAAGCCUAAAAGGAUGACAUUGCUUUUAGGGCCACCUGGUUCUGGAAAGACCACUUUGCUUUUGGCAUUGGCUGGAAGACUUGGCAAAGAUUUGAAGAAUUCUGGGAGAGUAACAUACAAUGGAGAAGGACUAGAAGAGUUUGUGCCACAAAGAACAUCAGCUUAUGUAAGUCAAUAUGAUAAUCACAUUGGAGAAAUGACUGUUAGAGAAACACUAGAUUUUUCAGCCAGAUGUCAAGGGGUUGGACAAAAUUACGAAAUGUUGACUGAACUAUUGAAAAGAGAGAAAGAAUCACAGGUUGAACCAGAUCCUGAUAUUUAUGCUUAUAUGAAGGAAGCAGCAACAGAAGGUCAGCAGAACAGUGUAGUCAUUGACUAUAUUCUUAAGAUUUUGGGACUUGAAGUUUGUGCUGACAUAAUGGUAGGAGACCAAAUGAUAAGAGGUAUCUCAGGAGGGGAGAAAAAGCGACUCACUACAGGUGAGAUGCUGGUUGGACCUAUAAAGGUGUUAUUCAUGGAUGAGAUAUCAAAUGGUUUGGACAGUUCAACAACUUUUCAGAUAAUCAACUCAAUCAAGCAGUCCAUACAUAUUCUAAAUGGAACUGCACUUGUUUCUCUGCUACAACCAGCACCAGAAACUUAUGACCUAUUUGAUGAUAUUAUACUUCUCACAGAUGGACAAAUUGUGUAUCAAGGACCAAGAGAAAAUGUACUUGAGUUUUUUGAAUCAAUCGGUUUCAAGUGUCCGGAAAGAAAAGGCGUCGCCGACUUCUUACAAGAAGUGACAUCAAGAAAAGACCAAUGGCAAUAUUGGGCGCGUAAAGAUGAACCUUAUAACUUUGUCACUGUCAAGGAUUUUGCUCGAGCCUUCGAAUUAUUUCACGUCGGUCAACAACUUGGAGAAGAGAUGGCCGAUCCGUUUAAUAAGUCGAAAUUUCAUUCAAAUGCCUUGAUCACAAAGAAAUAUGGUAUUAACAAGAAAGAGUUGUUAAGGGCUUGUGUUAGCAGAGAAUUGUUGCUUAUGAGGCGGAAUUCGUUUAUCUACAUAUUCAAAGCCACACAAGUGAGUAACAUUAUAUUCUAUGUCUCAAAAUCUUUUCGAGUAAUGGACCGCUGGUGCAAUUUUGUCAUAAUUAUCUUGGUAUUCUUAUCUCUACUUUUUAUUAUUAAGAAAUUCUUCUUUCAUCCUUAUCAGCUUACAUAUUUAGCAACCUUGACAACAAUGUUAUUUCUACGACCAACGAUGCAUCAUUCGACCUUCGAGGAUGCAGAAACAUACAUGGGAGCACUAUUCUUCACAGUGACAGUAGCAAUGUUCAAUGGAAUAUCAGAGCUAAAUAUGACAAUCAUGAAACUUCCUAUCUUUUACAAACAAAGAGAUCUUCUUUUCUAUCCUUCAUGGGCUUAUUCUCUUCCACCAUGGAUCCUCAAAAUACCAGUAACUCUCAUAGAAGUUGCCAUUUGGGAAUGCAUAUCUUACUACGGCAUUGGCUACGAUCGAGAUACUGGAAGGUUUUUUAAACAGUACUUGGUAAUCUUAUGUAUUAAUCAGAUGGCGUCUGCGCUAUUUCGGUUUAUGGCAGCAUUAGGAAGGGAUAUUGUAGUUGCAAACACAUUUGGAACAUUUUCAUUACUUGCAGUUACUGUUUUGGGAGGAUUUGUUAUUUCAAGAGAUGAUGUGAGCAAAUGGUUUCUGUGGGGUUAUUGGUCGUCGCCUUUGAUGUAUGGACAAAAUGCUAUAGCUGUGAAUGAAUUUCUUGGACAUAGUUGGAGAAACGUUACUAGUACUACUUCCAAUGAAACAUUGGGAGUAUAUAUACUGAAAUCUCGCGGAUUUUUUCCACAAGCUUAUUGGUAUUGGAUUGGAGUUGGAGCUUUGAUUGGUUAUGUUUUUCUAUUUAAUUUUUUCUUCGCCUUGGCGUUGCACUGUCUAAGUCCAUUCAGAAAGGAUCAAGCAGGCUUAUCCCAAGAGAAAUUGCUAGAGCGAAAUGCUUCCACGGCUGAAGAGUUCAUACAAUCACAAACACAAAAGAGCUCUUCUGAUACAAAGAUGGACGAAGCAGUUGUCGAAAACAAAGCUAGCAGUACUGGAAAAAAAGGGAUGGUUCUUCCUUUUCAACCUCUAUCCCUCACUUUUGAUGAUAUCAGAUAUUUUGUUGACAUGCCACAGGCAAUGAAAAGUCAAGGAGUUUGCGAGGAUCGGCUCGAACUUUUGAAGGGUGUUAGUGGUGCUUUUAGACCAGGAGUACUAACAGCUCUUAUGGGUGUAAGUGGUGCUGGAAAGACUACUCUAAUGGAUGUUUUAGCCGGAAGAAAAACUAGUGGAUAUAUUGAAGGAAGCAUCACAAUAUCUGGUUAUCCAAAGAAUCAAGAAACAUUUGCUCGCAUAUCGGGAUAUUGUGAACAAUCCGAUAUCCACUCACCUAAUGUUACAGUUUAUGAAUCUUUGCUAUAUUCUGCAUGGCUUCGUUUAUCGCCUGAAGUUGAUCGUAAAACUAGAAAGAUGUUCAUUGAAGAAGUUAUGGAGCUUGUAGAGCUUAACUCAUUAAGAGAUGCUCUUGUUGGAUUGCCAGGAGAGAAUGGACUUUCAACCGAGCAACGCAAAAGGCUUACAAUUGCAGUUGAACUUGUAGCAAAUCCAUCGAUAAUAUUCAUGGAUGAGCCAACUUCUGGCCUUGAUGCUAGAGCAGCUGCAAUCGUAAUGAGAACAGUAAGGAACACCGUGGACACAGGACGUACCGUGGUUUGCACCAUCCAUCAGCCAAGUAUAGAUAUAUUUGAUGCCUUCGAUGAGCUUCUACUUCUGAAAUCGGGAGGUGAGCAGAUAUUUGCCGGUCCAAUAGGCGACUACUGUUCCGAUCUGAUCCAGUACUUUGAGGCUAUUGAAGGAGUUUCUAAGAUCAAAGAGGGUUAUAAUCCUGCAACAUGGAUGUUGGAAGUUACAUCAGCAGCAAAAGAGGAAAAUUUUAAGGUCAACUUCACUGAUGUGUACAAAAACUCAGAAAUACACCGGAGAAAUAAACAAUUGAUCCAGGAGCUUAGUGUUUGUUCUCAAGGUUCCGAGGAUCUAUACUUUGAUGCUCAGUAUUCACAAACUUUUGUAGCACAAUGUAUAGCUUGUCUAUGGAAACAAAAUUUAUCAUAUUGGCGGAAUACGUCAUACACAGCAGUUAGACUCCUAUUUACUAUCAUGACAGGUGUAUUGUUUGGCCUGAUUUUUUGGAAUGUUGGCUCGAAAAGGAGAAAGGAGCAAGAUCUAUUCAAUGCAAUGGGAUCAAUGUAUGCCGCUGUUACCUUCAUAGGAGUUGUAAAUGGUGCCUCGGUGCAACCAAUAGUAGCAAUUGAGAGAACAGUUUUUUAUCGAGAAAGAGCUGCAGGAAUGUAUUCAGCUUUGCCAUAUGCUCUUGCACAGGUUAUUAUAGAGCUUCCUCAUAUCUUGGUUCAAGCUCUUGUAUAUGGUAUCAUAGUAUAUGUGAUGAUGGGAUUUGAGAGGACAAUAUCAAAACUUAUGUGGAAUCUCUUCUUCACAUACUUUAGUUUCUUAUACUAUACCUACUAUGGUAUGAUGACAAUGGCCAUAACUCCAAAUCCACAAGUUGCUGGCAUAUUGUCUACCUCAUUCUAUGCAAUUUGGUGCCUUUUCUCAGGCUUCAUCAUUCCCUUAUCUAGAAUACCAAUAUGGUGGAAGUGGUACUAUUGGAUAUGUCCUGUUGCAUGGACGUUGAAUGGAUUGGUGACUUCCCAAUAUGGAGACAUCAUGGAACCACUUGAGAAUGAUAAAAGUGUUAAAGAAUUUGUGAAGAGUUAUUUUGGAUUUGAACAGGAAAAUCUAGGAAUGGCUGCAAUUUUUGUGGCUGGUUUCUCAGUGUUGUUUGCACUUAUCUUCACCUUUGGCAUCAAAGCAUUCAAUUUCCAAAAAAGAUGAAAUAACUGCAAUGCUUAUGUUCUAAUGCUUUCAUGCAUCUAUAUGAAACAUGGUUCCCAUAGUGUAAAUGUAAGGAUACAUUUAAAACCAUACAUGAAUUUAAGAACUCCAAUUAGGCAUAAUCUAUUCAAGAAUCUUCUUAACCCCUUUAGAUAAAUAUAUUCUAAUGAUUUCGAUCAAGAAUACAAACUUCCCACUUAAUUCUAUCAAUGCAAAGCGCGCACUGUGAGUAGGAUUGCCGCCACAAACAUCACACCGGCCAGUGGCAAUUGUCAACCGUUUAACUCAUCACUGCCACUGUCAUCUUCGUUGUUGCCUCUGCUGUUAUUUUUGCUGUCUAUCAUCAUAGCCUCUGUUGUCACGAGCUAGAAAUAACCUUGUUGCCUUCACUUAUUAAUUAGUUGAUUAAUUUAAGUUUCUUUCUUUAAAAAAUUGUUGCAUUAGUGGAGAAAAGGUUUACAUCCUGUGACGAAGAAGAAGAGACUAGUCACAUAAAUGAAAAUUGUGAUGAUAAAUUAGAAGAGAGCGGUCACACAAAUGAAGAUGAAGAACCUAAGGUUGGGAUGAUAUUUAGUUCUAAAGAAGUUACCAAAUAUCACAAGAAUUACGCUCGAUGUAUGGGUUUUGAAGUUAGUAAAAUCAGUUCAAAAAAUGGAGCUGAUGGAAAAAGAUAUACUCUACUCUUAGAUGUAGUCGUGCAAGAAGCUAUGUGAGCAAUUCUAAAAGCCUUUUAAAGCCAAAUCCUAUUUGUAAUUUUCAUUUAUCUUAUUGAUGCUGCUUUGAUGCUGCUUAGCCUUCAUUUAUCU
Messenger RNA from Trifolium pratense (red clover), 5417 nucleotides. RefSeq names its product pleiotropic drug resistance protein 1-like. Gene Ontology annotation, cellular component: membrane. Lineage: Eukaryota; Viridiplantae; Streptophyta; Magnoliopsida; Fabales; Fabaceae. The transcript is spliced from 22 exons. Gene Ontology annotation, molecular function: ATP hydrolysis activity; ABC-type transporter activity; ATP binding. Bases 232 to 4611 code for a protein of 1459 amino acids. The record is from RefSeq and is a predicted model, not a curated record.